This is a messenger RNA of Nelumbo nucifera (sacred lotus), 4213 nucleotides long. Its product is annotated as ABC transporter B family member 13-like. Gene Ontology annotation, biological process: oligopeptide export from mitochondrion. NCBI's taxonomy places the organism in Eukaryota, Viridiplantae, Streptophyta, Magnoliopsida, Proteales, Nelumbonaceae. Gene Ontology annotation, cellular component: mitochondrial inner membrane. The record is from RefSeq and is a predicted model, not a curated record. Gene Ontology annotation, molecular function: ATP binding; ATP hydrolysis activity; ABC-type oligopeptide transporter activity.
UACCCAUUUAUCUGCCGGAAGCCGGAGAACUCAUAACAUAACGACACCCCUGAUGCUUCAUGACCGAAGCUGCUUUUGUCUUCUGCUACUUCUCUCUCUCUCUCUCUCUCUCUCUCUCUCUCUCUGCAACUUUACAUUGACAUUUAGUAAUUUACUAUGGAAGAAGUAGAGAUCCCCUCGAUUGUGGUCCUCAACGGCAACCCACAGCAAAAAACUGACACCGAAUUCAGUUCGAGCACCAACCCCAAAGUUUCACUCUUCGGCCUGUUCGCUUUCGCUGAUACGUUUGAUUAUUUCUUGAUGUUCUUGGCCACCAUUGGGUCCAUUAUUCAUGGCGCAGCACUCCCUCUGUUCUUCGUUUUCUUUGGUCGCCUCAUAAACUCUUUGGAUUCUAUUGCUAAGGAUCCCCACAGAUUAACUUCUGAGAUCUCACAGGAAGCUUUGCACUUUGUUUACUUGGGAGUCCUUGUCUUCGCUUCGGCAUGGAUGGGUAUUGCAUUCUGGAUGCAAACAGGAGAGAGACAGGCGGCUUGUUUGAGAUUGAAAUAUCUUCAAUCUGUCUUGAAACGAGAUAUUGACUUCUUUGAUAGAGAAGCCAGGGAUGAAAACAUCAUAUUUUGUAUCUCAAGUGAUGCUAUACUCGUGCAGGAUGCCAUAGGUGAUAAGACAGGUCAUGCUUUGCGAUAUCUUGCUCAGUUCUGUGUUGGCAUUGUUAUAGGAUUUACAACAGUAUGGCAGCUUUCACUUGUCAUCUUGGCUGUUGUUCCAUUGAUAGUUAUUGCUGGUGGAGGGUAUGCAAUAAUCAUGUCAACCUUGUCAAGAAAAGGUGAGGCUGCUUAUGCUGAAGCUGGGAAGGAUGCAGAAGAGAUUAUUUCACAGGUUCGUACAGUGUAUUCUUUCGUGGGGGAGGACAAAGCAAUUGAAAAAUAUUCCAGGUCACUCACAAAAGCUCUCAAUUUGGGGAAGAAGAGUGGAAUUGUAAAAGGAGUGGGUAUUGGAUCCAUAUAUGGCCUGUUGUUUUGUUCUUGGGCAUUACUUCUCUGGUAUGCCAGCAUUCUUGUCAGGCAUAGGGAUACAGAUGGUGGCAAAGCAUUUUCAACAAUUCUCAAUGUUAUAUUUAGUGGACUUGCUCUAGGCCAAGCUGCUCCAAGCCUUGGUGCCAUUGGUAAAGGACGGGCUGCUACAAGUAAUAUCAUUAGUAUGAUUCAAACAGAUUCCAGUUCUUCUCAACAGAUGGAUAAUGGAAUAAUUUUACCUGAUGUGUCUGGGAAAAUUGAAUUCUCUGAAGUCUCUUUCUCCUACCCUUCCCGACCAAAUAAGGUCUUUGAAGAUCUUAGCUUCACCAUCCAUGCUGGGCAGAAUUUUGCACUUGUUGGCCAAAGUGGAUCAGGGAAGAGCACUAUCAUUUCCAUGAUGGAAAGAUUCUAUGACCCCACAUCAGGUAAAAUACUGUUGGAUGGACAUGAUUUGAAGAGUCUUCAAUUAAAGUGGCUACGCAAACAGAUGGGUCUGGUUAAUCAAGAACCAGCACUGUUUGCAAUGUCAAUAGCUGGGAACAUUAUGUAUGGCAAAGUAGAUGCAGAAAUGGAGCAGAUUAUAGAAGCAUCCAAAGCUGCAAAUGCACAUUCCUUCAUACAAGGUCUGCCUGACGGUUAUCAUACACAGGUAGGAGAAGGUGGAGCUCAGCUUUCUGGUGGGCAGAAACAACGAAUUUCCAUUGCAAGAGCAGUGCUGAGAAACCCAAAGAUUCUACUUCUAGAUGAGGCCACAAGUGCUCUUGACACAGAAUCUGAGCUCAUUGUUCAACAGGCACUCAACAAAAUCAUGUCAGAACGGACAACAAUUAUUGUUGCCCACAGAUUAUCUACUAUCCGUGAUGUUAAUAAAAUCAUUGUAUUGAAGAACGGAAAGAUUGUUGAAAGUGGGACUCACAUAGAACUGAUGUCCAAGGGGGCAGAUGGAGAGUAUGCAAAUCUGGUGAACUUGCAGAAGUUGGGAAACAUAGAAAACCCAAGCAAAGGGAGUUGGAUUGAAUCUUCUGGAACUUCAACCAUUUCAGAAAUCCCCAGAAUGCAAAUCCAUCAUCAGAGGACCAUGUCAAUUGACAGAAAAGGGUUGCAUAUGGUUAAACAAGAGCUGGCUCCAACACCUUCAAUUUGGAAAUUGGUUAAACUGAAUGCACCUGAGUGGCCAUAUGCAUUACUUGGGUCAGUGGGUGCUGUUUUGGCUGGAAUGGAAGCUCCUCUGUUUGCAUUUGGGAUCACACACAUGUUAGCUGUGUAUACUUCUGAUGAUGACUUACAUAUCAAACAUGAAGUUCGACGGGUGUGCCUCAUAAUGAUUGGAGUAGGUGCUAUUACUGUACCUAUAUAUCUGUUGCAGCACUACUUCUAUACUUUGAUGGGAGAACAGAUAACAUCUCGCAUUCGCUUCUUGAUGUUUUCAGCUAUCCUGCGUAAUGAGAUUGGGUGGUUUGAUUUGGAUGAGAACAGUACCGGGUCUCUUACCACAAGUUUAGCAGUGGAUGCUACAUUAGUAAGAGCUGCCAUUGCUGACCGACUGUCGACGAUCCUGCAGAAUGUAGCACUCACAGUGACAGCAUUUGCUAUUUCAUUCACACUUAGUUGGCGCCUGGCAGCUGUCAUGGUUGCCACUUACCCCUUCCUCAUCAGCUCCUCCUUAGCUGAGCAAUUAUUUCUGAGGGGGUUUGGAGGAGAUUAUAACCGUGCCUACUCUCAAGACAUUGUUGUGGUACGUGAAGCAAUCACCAACAUCCGCACUGUAGCAGCUUUUGGUGCCGAGGACCAUGUAGUAAGGCAGUUCAUCCAUGAACUCAGCCAAUCAAAAAAGCAGUCACUCUUGCGUGGGCAUAUAUCAGGUGUCUGUUAUGGUCUGACAUUGUUCUUUGCCUUCUGUUCAUAUGCUCUUGCACUUUGGUAUGCAUCACUUCUCAUCAAGCACAAACACUCAAGCUUCGGAGAUGUUAUCAAGUGCUUCAUGGUAUUGCUCGUCACUGCAUUCUCAAUAGCAGAGACAUUUGCUCUUGCACCUCAGGUUGUAAAGGGAUCACAGGCACUUGGUUCAGUUUUCAAUAUACUCCAAAGAGAAACAGCCAUAGACGCAAACAGUUCAACAUCUGAGGCAGUAACACAAGUGAACGGGCUCAUAGAGUUCAGGAAUGUCAGCUUCAAGUACCCCACAAGGCCUGACAUUCUCGUCUUGGAUGACUUUAAUUUACAGGUACCGUCAGGAUGCAGCCUUGCACUAGUUGGACAGAGUGGAUCAGGAAAGAGCUCUGUGAUUUCACUCAUAUUGAGAUUCUAUGACCCCAUUUCAGGGGUUAUUCUGAUUGAUGGGCGUGAUAUUAGAGGUUUAAACUUGAAGGGAUUGAGGAUGAAGAUGGGUCUAGUUCAACAGGAGCCAGCAUUGUUCUCUACCACAAUCUAUGAGAACAUCAAGUAUGGAAAAGAGAAUGCAUCAGAAAUUGAGAUUAUGAAUGCUGCAAAAGCAGCAAAUGCUCAUGGAUUCAUAAGUAGAAUGCCUGAUGGGUAUCAAACACAUGUGGGGGAGCGUGGAAUACAGCUAUCAGGAGGACAGAAACAGAGGGUAGCCAUUGCACGAGCAAUAUUAAAAGACCCAGCCAUUCUUCUUUUGGAUGAGGCCACCAGUGCAUUGGAUACAGCCUCCGAGAGGGUUGUUCAAGAGGCUCUUGAUAGGUUGAUGGAAGGGCGGACUACAAUUUUGGUAGCACAUAGGCUAUCGACCAUCCACAAUGCAGACAAUAUUGCUGUUCUGAAACAUGGGAAGGUGGUUGAAACUGGUAGCCAUGAGACUCUCAUUCUUAGGCCUGAUAGUGUCUAUGCACAACUAAUAAAUAUACAACUGCAAAAUGGUGUAGCCUAACAAUGGCCAUCCUACUUGAUCCAAGUAUUUAAGGCUAUCCAAAUUCAAUAAAGGGCAGUCUACUGCACUAGGCUCCUACCAAUGCGGGGUCUGGAGAGGGACAGAUGUACAGCGAGGCUGUUUCCAAGAUUUAAACCCUGGUUAUUCAGGACACAAUGGAACAGUCAAAUUCAAUAUGCUUUAUAAUUGAACAAAAUAUGGAACCAUCCUACUUGAUCCAAAUUAGAUAUUAUUAUAAAAUAUGUGCUUAUAUUUACAUAAUGUCAACAUUUAUUUAUUAACAAAUCUGGUUUCAGUGUUAUAUCUUUAC